AAAGCACGAAUUUCAUUACCAAGCUGACUAAGUAAAGCUGAGAAUAGCAAAGUUAGUUCAGCAGACUGUUUCAUACUCCAUACAUCCAGUCCAAAACUAAUGUUUGAAAAAAAGGGAAGUGUAAGCAAAGCGGAAGGCCACUAUGUUCAGUACACCCUUCUUCCCUUUAGAUCUGAACAUAUAUUUACUCUGAAUUACCAUUUCAUUCUUGUGUUGGCCUGCAUUUAUAUUUCUCACAAAUUAUCAUUUUGUAGGUAUUGCAGUCCAAAUGUUGUGAUGGCUGUUGCUUCAGUCAGUGUCGGUGGAAUACCGUUAUGGUAUCUGAUGACUCGACGGAUCGGCUGUUCUUCAUGCAAUGGCAUGUAUGCCUCGCCUUGCACCGCUGAGCCGGAAUGUAGACCAUCAAGAGUGGACUGGGUUGAGGCUGGUGCCGUCUCCCGUGCAGUCAGGAAUCAGUAUAGUUGUAGUAAGUGUCUCAAUCUUCACUAUUUAAUUUUUUUUGUCGACGCCGGGCUGCAACCUCGUCAACGCUUUUCUCUUCGGCAGCAUGUGUGUGUUCUUGUGUGGGUCGCCAGGUCGUCCUAUGUUCCUUGUUUUUGUGGGCAUGAUGUGACGGUUUUUGCCCGGUUUUCUGUUAAUUAACAAAGCAAUUCUCUUUGACCUUUUUUAAUGAAUCGGGCCCUAAGGGACCGCGUUUCAAAAAAAAACUCAAAUCUUGAUAGGCCUCUUAUUCUAAGCUUCAAUCAUAUUGUUGACCUUAUCCUGUGAAACGCCAAAUUGCACUUGCAGAACAAUGUUCCUCAAGAUUAGGUGUGCUGGAAUCCAACACACGUUGCACCAAUGCAUACAAAGAUAAAUGUAAUUACGGCACUCUUUGUUAAUACAUGUGAAGUUAUUUGUAUUGCACAAGUAAAGGAGAAUUGACAGUAAAAGUUCACUGGGCUGAAGUAGCGCCUAUUGAUAACACGCAAUUAAAUAGGACAUGUUUAUGUUUAUUUCUAUUCAUUUUUUGAACUCCUUGUGGCAGGUUAGUGUUUAUUUCUAUUCAUUUUUUGAACUCCUUGUGGCAGGUUGCUGCUGGGCUAUGGUGGUUGUAGCAGCUAUUGAGGCUCUAUAUUAUAUCAAAAGAAAGGAGGCACUUCUGCUAUCAGUUCAGGAGCUGAUCGACUGUGAUACGAAAAGCUUCGGAUGUGCAGGUGGCUACACUGAAAACGCGCUCAAGUACGUCCAGAAGAAUGGUAUAUCCAAAGAAUCGGACUAUGGGUACAUGGGCCGCGAACGUAUACUAGGUUGCAAGAAAAGUAAGACACCAGCAGCAGCAAUCACAGGUUUCAGAACAAUCGAUAACCCAAACGAAGAAUCGCUGGAGGAGGCAGUAUCACAACAACCGGUUAUCAUUCGCUUGCAGUGCUCAGGGAGCUUCCGAGAGUAUAAAGGGGGUAUUAUUGACUCGCCACCAGCUGCACCCAAAAGCGAAGGGAUGUUUGUGCACUACGUCCUGAUCGUCGGUUAUGACACUGACUCCGCUGGUGUCAAGUUCUGGCGUAUCAAGAACACUGCCGGUGAGGGUUGGGGCGAGGGAGGCUUCGGGAAACUCCCCAGGCACGUCGCUGACCAGCGAGGCGUGCUGGGUAUGUUUAUGUAUCCAGCAAUGUAUCCGGUGCUGGACAGCUGACCUGUUAGUUGACUGUCCCUUGGCACACCAGAUUUGGUUUGAGGUGCUUUCAUGGUUGGGACUUGGUAUGCCCCAUGCAUGUGUUGUUUAGUUAUUCUUCCCAUGAAUGCCUUAGGUUGUACAGAAGUGAUGAAAGCUUGUAAUGAUUCAUUGUGAUUUCAGGCUCACCGGCAAACGUGGUGCUAAAUGCAUACAUGGCAAAAUUAUGUUCUACUCUUGAUAAGUGCCGGCUAAAUUGAAGGUUUCUCACUGUAAGACUGCAGCAUUAAUUCCCACGUAUAGCCACAGAUUGAGAAAAGCAAAAUAAGCAUGAUCCAAAAGCUUUGGCAACUCAGACAGUUUAACAUAAAUACAUUAAUUCAGAGGAAACUUGUUCAUGAGACCCCGAACUCCCACGUUCCAGCCUGCAUUAUGCCAGCAGGUCUCACGUUCCAGUUUAACAUAUUGAAAUCAGAGAGGGGGGGAGGGGGGCUAGCAGAAUAGAACCAAGACCUCACUGGAAUAAGUAAUAGUGGUCAUAAAACAGCUCACCGGCUGUUGUAUAUGUACUCCUAAAUCAGCUAGUUGAUUGAUGUUAUUAUUAACGCAAUUGCUGCCUAACAUGGUGUGGUCAUAAAACAAACAAUUGCCUGCCUCCGAUUCUCGCGGCAUUGCAUUGGAACACACCGGCAUCCCCUGCCAAGGCUGGGCGAGGAGCGCUUAGUUUGGAUGCAACCCCGCCGGUUCUGGGGAAAUGGCAGGAUAAACGCCACAGAAAUGUAUCGCUGAUGUACAGAAGAGUGCGUCCUUUUGACCUACUAUGUGAUUUGCGGGGGGAAUGGUUG
Messenger RNA from Hordeum vulgare subsp. vulgare (domesticated barley), 2499 nucleotides. RefSeq names its product ervatamin-B-like. The transcript has a single exon. Gene Ontology annotation, molecular function: cysteine-type endopeptidase activity. The coding region runs from base 983 to 1675 and encodes 230 amino acids. NCBI's taxonomy places the organism in Eukaryota, Viridiplantae, Streptophyta, Magnoliopsida, Poales, Poaceae. The record is from RefSeq and is a predicted model, not a curated record. Gene Ontology annotation, cellular component: lysosome.